UGGAUCUGUUCUGCUGUAUUGGCGUUCUUCAUUGCGUGUGAAAUUGGUUAAUUAUUACUUACAAUGGAGGUUUUGAUGUAGGAACGGGAUGCGCAUGGGAUGCGACGGGCGAUAUUUGUCUUGGCUGACAGGCUUCGUUCAACAAACAACUUGUUUGCUGGUGGAAAGAGAAGGGAGGAUAUCGACGCCAGAUGAGCUCGUUUCGUGGAGGACCCAACACGACAGAUACUCUUGGUGUACCACCUAAAGUCACCUACCAAGGAUGGGUUCCAAGGCUAUUGAGCUUGAGCGUUGAUCGACCAGCACACAAUUCUCACUCAACUCCCACCACAAGCGAUGGCGACUGUAACACUGAAUGUAUCAGGGAAGAAGUUCACGAUCGGUAAAACUAUUUUACAACGCUUUCCAGACACAAUACUUGGACGGCUAACCAUCGAGAGCCCGCAUUAUGAUCCGACUUCUGAUGAGUUCUUCUUUGACCGUAAUCCUAAAAUGGUUCUUCCAAUGCUUGAUCUGUAUCGGACUGGAGAGCUUCAUCUACCGUCGAAUUUGUGUACAUUUACCAUUAAGAACGAACUCAGGUUUUGGGAGCUAAAGGAGGAUCUUAUUUCGGAAUGUUGCUGGAAAAAGUAUGUUGCUGCCGUUGAAGACAUGAAGGCUGUUGACAUCAUCGAGAAAUCAUUAUAUGAUCAUCUGUCCGAAAAACCGUCGACUUUGAACGCAAAACAUAAGAUCUGGAUGACGUUAGAGUACCCGUCGUGCACUGUGAUGUCCAAGUUGUGGUUCAGCCUCUAUAUAAUAAUGGUGACAGUGGCCGUCGUCACAGCAUGUCUCAGCAUGUCCCCGGAAAUGCGCAUCCCCAUGGAGCAUCUAGACCCGAACUGGAACAGCACCUCCGUCUUGGACAUGCUCCUGAACACGGAAAUGAACACCGAAAUCUACGUCAUUGACCUCAUUUGUCUUCUCUUCUUUACCUUUGAACUUAUAGUCCGGUUUCUGCUUAGUCCUUCGAAGCGAUCGUUCUUCAAGUGUUUUCUCAACGCUAUGGACAUCCUAUUAACAUUCGUAAUGUGGUGCUCAGUUAUACUGGAUCACGUGCCAGCUAUUGAGCAUGCGCAAGUUGGCCACACCGUCCUGAGGGCGUUGUUUUGUCUGAACAUUCUCAGAGUGUUCCACUUAGGUAAAACAUCGAAAGGAGUCAAGUUACUAUUGUUCACGCUGUCGGCGAGUAUGGAAGCUUUCGGUCUCCUACUGGUUUCCAUGACAAUGGCUGUCGUUAUUUACGCAACUCUUGUUUACUUCGCGGAAGUUGCGACGAACUCGGACGCGUUCGAGAACAUCCCGAUUGCGGUGUGGUGGGCAGUUGUUACGAUGACAACUGUAGGAUAUGGCGAUUACUACCCCAAGUCAUGGACGGGAUACAUUGUGGGUAUUAUGUGUGCAUUAUCUGGCAUCUUACUGCUAGCUUUACCCAUCGCUAUCAUUGCAUCGAAUUUUAACACUUUUUACUCUAACCUAUCGUCAGCAGAGCAAAGGCUUCGUCGUAAAAGACUACAACACUCUGAAGGGCGGACUGAUGACACAGAAAAGUACUUAGACGGACAACACAAGUGACCACAGUCUCACACAUACCAAUGUUUUAUAAUGGUACAAGUGUUCUUUUUGUCUGUUUGUUUGUUGUUCAACACUGCACCUACCAAUAUUCCAGCUAUAUGACGGUGGCCUCUACAUAAUCGAGUGUGGAUCAGAUAAUCCAGUGAUUGACAUUAUGAGCAACGAUCCACGCAGUCGGAGUACGAUGACACGCCAUGAACCAAGUGACUGAAUUUAACCACUCGAUCUAUCUAUCCUCUUAUGACCAGCAUCCUGUGAAUCUGUUUUAACCAGGAAUGUCAAUGAGGCUUGUUUUGAUGAUCAAGGAGGCAUUAAAAGCAUAGGUUUUGCAAGAAUACAAACAAUCUACAGCGUUCACUGAGUCCGUGUAUCGCAAGUGUACAACACUUUACAGCAUUUACUAGUUCAGGUUUUGCAAAUGUUCAUCACUCUACAAUUUUUACUGAGUUAAGGUUUCGCAAGCGUACAACACUCUACAGCGUUUACUGAGUUUAUGUUUUACAAGUGAACACCUGUCUAAAGUGAGUGAGUGAGUGAGUUGGGUUUAACGCCGCUUUUAACAGUAUUCCAGUUAUAUCGCGGCGUGUCAGCUUAAUGUGGGAGGAAAGCCCGAAGUGAUGCAG
This is a messenger RNA of Haliotis rufescens (red abalone), 2237 nucleotides long. Its product is annotated as potassium voltage-gated channel subfamily C member 3-like. Gene Ontology annotation, cellular component: voltage-gated potassium channel complex; membrane. The record is from RefSeq and is a predicted model, not a curated record. The transcript has 3 exons. Bases 337 to 1614 code for a protein of 425 amino acids. Gene Ontology annotation, molecular function: protein binding; voltage-gated potassium channel activity. NCBI's taxonomy places the organism in Eukaryota, Metazoa, Mollusca, Gastropoda, Lepetellida, Haliotidae. Gene Ontology annotation, biological process: protein homooligomerization; potassium ion transmembrane transport.